Messenger RNA from Protobothrops mucrosquamatus (brown spotted pit viper), 1870 nucleotides. Its product is annotated as protein delta homolog 1. The transcript is spliced from 6 exons. The record is from RefSeq and is a predicted model, not a curated record. Lineage: Eukaryota; Metazoa; Chordata; Lepidosauria; Squamata; Viperidae. The coding region runs from base 63 to 1148 and encodes 361 amino acids. Gene Ontology annotation, molecular function: calcium ion binding. Gene Ontology annotation, cellular component: protein-containing complex; plasma membrane. Gene Ontology annotation, biological process: establishment or maintenance of epithelial cell apical/basal polarity; heterophilic cell-cell adhesion.
UUCUUUUCCCUCGUAGGCAGUCGGAGUUGGGGCAUGAGCCCCCUCGCCGGGCACGUUUGGCGAUGGAUUCCCACACCGCCAAAUACCUGGGCUGCUUUUUCUGGCCGCUGGUCGUCUGUCUGCCGCUGGCCCAAGGCACUGAUUGCAAAUCUGGUUGUCAUCCAGUGAAUGGAUUUUGUGAGGUUUCCAAUGAAUGCAGAUGUCGACCUGGCUGGCAAGGCCCCCUCUGUGAUCAGUGUGUUCCUUUCCCUGGCUGUUUGCAUGGGACAUGUGUCAAACCAGGCCAGUGCAUGUGUGAAGAAGGAUGGAUUGGUAGCCACUGUGACACAGUGAUCAGGUCUCAGUUGCAGAGGAUCUUGGAAGAAGUGCUAUAUCUGAAUCCUCAUCACUCCAGUUUCAGGAUUUGGUGUGGGGGACCCUGUAUUGUUAAUGGCUCACCUUGUCAAAAUGGAGGAAGUUGUUUGGACAAUGAUGGGUUUGCACUUUACGCAUCUUGCAUGUGCUCUCCAGGAUUUACUGGACAGUUUUGUGAACGUGAUAUUGAUGACUGUGAACCAAACCCAUGUGAAAAUGGAGGCACAUGCACAGAUAUUGGAAAGAGUUUCCACUGCUCUUGUCCUAUUGGCUAUGGAGGUGUGUUGUGCAGUAACCGCAUCCCAGCUUGUGAUAGUAGCCCUUGUGAAAAUGGUGGGACAUGUCAUGGACACCGUGGCAGAGGCUUCAUGUGUAUUUGCAAACCAUACUUUGUUGGGGCCACCUGUAGUUUUUUCACUAGAAACACAAGUGUGUAUGUGGUGGCUAAACAGAGAUGGAAUCAGAAUCACCACCUGCAUUUCAGAGGGCACCGUAAACCAGCUCAGCAGCAAGAGAAGGAAAUACUGACCAUAAAAGAGACAAUUGAAAAUAGGCAGUCCUUGCUCACUAAGAGUCAGGUGAUCUGCUUCAUGAUCCUAAGCUUUCUUACAUGUCUUGUUGUUUUGGGUACAACUGGGAUUAUAUUUUUCUCUAAAUUUGAAGUAUGGCUAGCCAAUGCCAGAUACAGCCAUUUACUGCGCAAGGAGAGGGAUUUCUUUCUAAAAGCAAAUGAUGAUGAAAAUGUUUCUGUGAAUAUAAUAUUUCCUGAGAAGAUUAAUCAAGGUAAUGAAUAGUCAGUGUACCUAAAUCCUUUUAUUUAGCAAGGACACCUCAAGCUUCAUUCGUGUCAGGGAGAUAGAUGCCUUUUUAUUUUUACUUGUGACACAAAUUCUGGCUUUAGAACCAGUUGACAAAGAAGAAAGAUGCUCUGUUUUUGCCAGAUAAAUACUCGUUUCCCAAACAUGUUUUCUAAUUAAAUUAUUUUGUGAACCAGGGUUGCAUAAACUAUUGGGGACUGAAGGCUACGUUUGAGCCUUUGAGUGGAAAGCUAGGAAUGCAAAACAGAAGUAGCAGAACCUGGCCAAUUCUUUUUAAAAAAAUAAGUUUUAGUUUACUUAGUUAAUUAACUAUAAUAUGAUUACUGCUCAUGCAUUUAAUAUCUUUUUCAUUCUCUAACAUUUUAAAUUCAGCAGCAGCUUGUUUAGGGCUGUGAAGAUCAUACCAGGGCUUUGAGGGAAGGGAUAUUACAUGCCAAUGUUUACAGAUCUAUGACACUUAAUUUGGGUUGUAAUCCUACAUUAUAUACCUGGAAGUAAGUUCCAACAUACUUUGUGGGGUUUGCUUCUGAACAGGCACAUGCACCAUUGAAUUAUUGUUAUUGUAAAUAAAAAGUCAAUGCAAUAUUCUUAAUUAAGAUAGCUAUUGUCAUAUUAUGUGCUAUGUUUGACAACUGUGAUAUUUCUAAACGAAUUUCUAAUGCUUAUUUUGAAUAAAUAGAUAUUAAGGGCUACACAGA